UGUGUAGACUGAAAUCUUCAGUCUGUAAACGCAAGAGUCUAGUGUCUAAUUUCAAAAUUUUAUAACCGGUGAGUGUUGUAUUUUUUUUUACAAAAUUCGUUGCUCCGGAGUCUAUUGACUACUAACAAGAUUGAAGAGCUACCUGUUUAGUAGGUUUGAUUUGUAUCUACACUACAGUGACAGCUCCACAGGAGACUGGACUUGGGUACAAGCCAGCUGAUAACAUGCUUCACAUUAAUUGCUGAAAGUAUGGCUGUGUACAGAGAUCGCUAUUUAUUAUUUAUACUACACCUGGUGUUCACUGCUGUAUACGGAGACCAAGGUACCAGUAAUGGCCGUCAUGAAAUACAUGGGUGUUACGCCAAGUUGUUCUUUCCGACCUGUACUGAUGGUACAAAAAUGGCUAUCUUCGAUCUGAAAUAUGGCGUGAAAACUCCAUCAGACGUUUGUCCAAGCCAGACCACGACCACUGUGGAUCAGCAUGUGUCGUGUUGUUCCUACAAACCAGGCGACUGUUUGGUCCCAAUGAUGGAAUACACUGACAUACACAGAUAUUAUGCUGCCUUUUCCGCCCAAACAGUACCACUUUAUCAACCGCAGUUAGGGUGGCGACGGAUCGUGGCCAACGACAACUGUACAGUCGAAAGAACGUUCUCUAAUUUUGUAUCUAUGGAUUACCGGUGUAUUGCAGAUGCUGCCACAAUCGACAUGACAACUGUUAACACACUGUCUGGUCAAUUCAUCUCCGCAAUGUACCCAUUAAUUGGAGGUGAGGAUGCACGUGAGGACAAUUUGUGUACGGUCACGAGUGGUCAGCCGGGACUGGUCAUCUAUGCGUUGGACAUACGCCUUGAAUGCUAUAUUGGAUACGAAAACGGCACAUGCAUAGGCAACCAUUCGUUAACCUUCAUGGAUGGAAAACAUAAUAAAACGUUUGUCAGUAAGGAGGACACCGUUCUAGGGCAGUAUCAAGUGAUCUUCAGCACAAUUGAGUCCAGUAUGAUGUUCAUAUUUCAGCGCGAUAACGGGUCUCGUCCGCAAAUGGUUUGGUUCGGGGUUCGAGGUAAGGAAAAUACCACGACAGUAACCGUUAGCUGCAACGAGCUUGAAGUGACCGCACCUGGGGUAUCGACCCGUCAGUCUACCAGGAGACCGUCACCAGCUGGCAACAACACGCAAACAGCAAACAACGAAACUGAUCACAUCAUGGCUAUAGUUGUAGGAGUAUCCAGUGGGUCUGUCUUUGUUUUCUUUGUCAUUGUUGUCUUUGUCUGCAGAUGGCGCAGAAACAGGUCUGACAAGCUGAAGGCAGAUGCUUUAAAUGACUAUAGGAGGAGAAUUAAGCACCAGAACAAUGAAAUGCAGCCGAGACAGGUACCAGGUGGUCAUCAGGCCAAACCCAAACAACAACAGCAGGGGAGAGUGAAAACCGAACAAAAAGAAAGUAACCAAGGGGCGACUGAUCACCAGAGGAGUAGAAAGUUAAACCUGAAUUCUCCAAAAGGUUUGGAACUGAGCAUGAAUGACCCCGUCUACCAUGACAUCACAAUUCCAAGUCGAGCACCACGACCAGAAACAGCAGACAAUAAUAAACACAAGCGUCAUCAGUAGAGCAAUCGUGGCAUUAUUUUAAUCACAACAAAGUGAUAUCAAACUUAUGACACUAGUGAUAAAGUUUAGGACGUCAUAGAGACAUCAUCUUUGGACAAUACAUUGAUACCUACAACAUAACAGUGCCUAUCAUUAGGGUGCUACAGUUGCAUCAUCUCUAAGAUGCCAAAGACAUCAACUUCUAGUUAUCGACAAUAUCCUGAUGUUAGGUUGACACUGUACACUGUGACAUCAUCUUUGAAGUCACAGUGGCAUCUUUAAGACACCAAAGCAACAUAAUAUCACCACAUUGACAUAAUAUCACUAAACUGACAUCAUCUUUGGGACACCAAAGUAGCAUUAACAGUGACAUCACUUUUUGUGUCUUUGGGUGAUAUUUUUCUUCAGCUUUGUAUUCAACAUUCCUCUUUAUCCUUUAUCUAUCCUGCAAUAAGCCCAGGGGGGCAUACAUAAUCUCUGACUGAAAGUAGGGGGGGCUUAUUACAGGACAAUGGAAAAGCUUUUGUUGGCAUUUCUUCCAAACAGCAAUAUAUAUUGGUGGGCUUAUUUCCAGAUAAAUACGGUAGUACUGGAGUAUGCUUCCUGAACAGGUAGCUAGUCAUUGCUGUAAGUUGAGGACAACUUAGUGUCAGCUAAGAGAAUGAUAAUUAAAUGUUUUAUCUGAACAUGUUGUGACAUGAGAGAAAUAAUAAAAAUAAUAUUAAAGUUCCUUUUUCAUUUACUUUUACUUGACAACGGAAAACAUUACAUUUUAUUGUUACAUCUUCAAAAAUUGUGUACACAAUAAAAAACAAAGAUAUCAAAAUAUCAUCAAAUAGUUUCAUUUAGUUAUCCAGUAAUCAUGAUUUUAUAAUUUUAAUAGGCAGUAAGGACCACCUUCAGAAUUUUCCUUUUCACACUCACAGACCGUAUUAGUGUUUAAUACUCUGAUUUACACAGAGUUAAGCAUUGAAGAUAACAUAAAUGAUGUAUAAAAUUCUUAAACAUGAAGUAUUGACUUAUUUUUUGUGGAAAUAUUCUUGCACCUUCUCAAAUAAUGAUAUAUUCUUAAGUGAAAAAUAACGUAUAACAUGUAGAUUACCAAGCAAAGUCUCGGUGACUUCUGAAUACAAUGCAACAAACAGUUUUAGUCUGCUUGACAAACACAA
This is a messenger RNA of Mizuhopecten yessoensis (Yesso scallop), 2759 nucleotides long. RefSeq lists its product as uncharacterized. Lineage: Eukaryota; Metazoa; Mollusca; Bivalvia; Pectinida; Pectinidae. The coding region runs from base 250 to 1611 and encodes 453 amino acids. The transcript has 6 exons. The record is from RefSeq and is a predicted model, not a curated record.